AUGAGGGCUGAAUAAUUCACCCAGUAAGAAAGCAGAAACAGAAGGGAAAGUAGUAUAAAAGUGGGAGAGCUUUUCUUAAAAUCCAGUUCCAUGCUGAACGGAAAAAAGAAUAGUCUCUGACGAAAUACCGUAGACCAUGUCAGCAACAAUGGAAAAGUGUUUUCGCAUUGCAGUCCUUGGGGCCAAAAAAGUCGGUAAAACAUGCCUUAUAACUCAAAUACUGAAAAGGGGCUUCAGAGAAAAAUACGAUCCAACCAUUGAGACGAUGUUCCGGUAUGAUAUUCACACAUCUGAAAAUAAAUACACCAAACUGGAGAUUUUGGACACGGCAGGCGACUUCGAGUACCCGGACCUGUUAAGGGAAGCGGUAAAGACAAGUCAUGCUUUUGCACUGGUAUUUGACCUUGAUAACGCCAUGCAAACUUUCAGAGAAAUCGAAGCUUUAAGACAACUGAUUCUUGAAGAGAAGCGAGAACAAGUUCCUAUUAUUGUUGUUGGUAACAAAUCGGACUUGAUACAAGAAGACACUAUCGAUAAUAAAGUUAUUGAUGCUAUUGUUUCUAUUGACUGGGGCUGUACCUAUCUUACAACAUCGGCCAAAUGUGAUGUAAAUGUUUCAGAUGUAUAUAGCACUGUGUGUAAAGAACUUAAUAUUGUCGUUGAACCAAAGGCGGCUGUAAGCGAUGCUUGUAAGGAGGCCAAAAACCAAACCGUGAAACCAACACGGCGCAUAUCUUUACGCAAAAGACGUUUUUCUGUUAAAUCAUUUUAA
Messenger RNA from Saccostrea cuccullata (small rock oyster), 772 nucleotides. Its product is annotated as ras-related protein Rap-2a-like. Gene Ontology annotation, molecular function: GTPase activity; GTP binding. The record is from RefSeq and is a predicted model, not a curated record. Bases 137 to 772 code for a protein of 211 amino acids. The transcript has a single exon. Lineage: Eukaryota; Metazoa; Mollusca; Bivalvia; Ostreida; Ostreidae.